CUCGAGGCCCAUUGUGGCUCUGUGUGGCCGUUUCCGAAGGCGUUUUGCAGCGAACACAAAGGGAAGCGGUUCCGUUGUCCGUGACGUGUGUCGGAAGCGCGUGUCCGCUCGCAUCUUGCCCCAGGGCGACGUGCGUGGGAGCGAUUGAAGCGGGGCGCUGAGUUGGUAGUCUUCCACGUUCCGCUGCGUGCGUGCGGCGGGCGGGAGGAGGGCGUGGGGCGCGCAGUCGCUGGCAGGUUGCUGGAGAACGCCGUUGCGGCCGCUCUGCCCGUGAGGAGUAUGAAGGUUCCUGCGCAGAGGCGGUCCACGGAUUAACAGCCGUCAGCAGUCGCCUCCCGCAAGUUUACGUCACACAGACACAAUGAUUAACGCGGACUACACGCUGGAGUUGUGCAAUGUCUUCCACACGGGGGUGGUGGAGCCUGGCACCUGCUUCCAGAGGAUGAUGGGGAAUGUAAAAACAGGCAUCAUAUUAAAGGAUGUUUCUCUGGAGGUGCAUGGAGGUGAAGUCCUUGCAGUUCUCGGCUCCAAAGGGUCGGGCAAGCGGGCGCUGCUGGAGGUGGUGGCGCGGCGCGCGCAGGGCCCCACGCGCGGCCAGCUGCUGCUCAACGGCGCGCCCAUGACGCUGCGCCUCUUCCAGCAGUCGUGCGGCUACGUGACGCACAAGUGCGACCUGCUGCCGGGGCUGAGCGUGGAGCAGACGCUGUACCACGCGGCGCAGCUCGCGCUCGGCACCAAGGUGUCGCGCCACCUCAAGCGCUCGCGCGUGCGCCAGGUGAUGGCCGACCUGGCGCUGUCGCAGGUGGCCAACCGCGCCACCGAGCAGCUCACCCAGAGCGAGUACCGCCGCCUGGCCAUCGGCGUGCAGCUGGUGCGCGACCCGGUAAUCCUCCUGCUUGACGAGCCGACGUGGGACUUGGACCCUCUGAACACCUACCUCGUGGUGUCCAUUCUUUCGAACCAUGCGCGCAAGUACGGGCGCGCAGUCGUGCUCACAAUGGAAAAGCCUCGGUCGGACGUCUUCCCGUUCUUGGAUCGCGUGACCUACCUGUGCCUGGGCGAGGUGGUGUACACCGGAGGCACGCGCCUCAUGCUCGACUACUUCCGAAGCAUCGGGUUCCCUUGCCCGGAGCUCGAGAACCCUCUCAUGUACUACCUUUGCCUUUCAACAGUUGAUCGACGAUCAAGAGAACGCUUCAUUGAAUCUAAUCACCAAAUUGCUGCCCUUGUUGAAAAGUUCAAAAUGGAAGGGGGUCCUUUCCGCAAAACUUCUGCAAUACUGUCUGGUCGUACUGUUGUGGAUCCUCCAGAUCCAUUACAUGCUGGAGGAGCAAUAGGAUCAAAUAAAGUUCCAUUAUCAGCAUUUGGAAGACCUGGAGCAUUUCAUGUGUCUCUUACCCUUUUCUUGAGAAGCUGGGCAACAAUGUUUAACUUACGAACUUUUGGAUUAAUGCAAAUAUCUCUGCGAUUACUAGCACAUCCAUUCUUUCAUUUGUUGCUGUGGAUCUUCUUCAGGGGAAUGGAGAAUUAUCAGCGGACUUUCAUGUCAAGAAAUGGUCUCAUUUUUAAUUGUUUGGCUGGAUCAUACUUUAUUCCAAUCAUUACAACAGUUUGUAUAUUUCCUUCACAUCGGACUCGCUAUUAUCAGGAAGCACAAGAAGGAUUAUACAGUGGACCGCUCUUUAUUCUAAGUUACCUGUUGUUUUCAUUGCCAUUUUCUCUUAUAUCAAUGGCAGCUGCUUCCCGGAUAACCUUUGAACUAACAGGUUUACAAGAUCCAGUGGAAUGGUUGAAGUUUGGUGGGAUUCUUUGGGCUUGCCAUUUGAUGGCAGAACAACUCACAAUUGCUCUCUUGAUGGUGGUGAAAAGCUCGUUCACUGCAGCUGUAACGAGUAUCUACAUUCAUAUAGUGAUUUUACUUCUGGGAAGUGGCACAUUAAGAUCUAUCCGAGGUUUACUAGAGUGGCUAUAUUACUUAACGUAUGCCACACAGUCACGUUACGCAGGUGCAACUUUAGCACAACAAAUGUUUGAUAAACGUUUUGUGACAUUGCCAAAGGAUGUCUUUCAUAACUGUACAUCUGCUUUUCAAGGACCAUCAGAUUUGAUAACCGGUACAUCACCAUCAUUUGGGUGUCGAUAUGCGAAUGGAAAUGCAUUUCUUAUAGAACGAUAUGGAAGAGAAGAUGCAGAUGACUCUCUCACUGAAUUCUUAGAUUUUAACUUAAAUUUUGGAAUCACAUUUGCUUUUUCAGUUGGCUUCAUUUUAUUUAAUUGUUUGUUGUAUGUUGUACCCUUGCCUGCAGCAGUAAAAGCUAAGUUCAGAGAGUAAAAGUAAAUGUAAUUCAUCAAAAUGUGAAUAAAGAAUUUGUAUUUGUGUGUUAAACAACAAUUUUAAUUUAGUGUUACUCAAAUUAUUGUGAUGAAAACUUUACUAAAUAUUUCUUGAGAGCUACAUUAAUUUUCAUGAUGCAACAAGUUACUUCCUCUAACUAUUUCACCUUGGAUCUACACACUUUGUAGAUCAUUGGUGUGGUUGUGUCUAUUAUGCUAAUAAAACUGAUGAUAAGUUACAUUACGAUGUAUAUUAAAUCUAAUAUAUUCUUUAGUUUUAAAUUCUUGUUAUAAUUAUUUUACUCUGAC
Gryllus bimaculatus (two-spotted cricket) is the source of this 2643-nucleotide messenger RNA. The record is from the annotation of a GenBank genome assembly. Lineage: Eukaryota; Metazoa; Arthropoda; Insecta; Orthoptera; Gryllidae.